AUGCUUCGAAGUUCGAGAUUUCUCCUCCUGUUUUCCUUACUAUGGGUUGCAAUCGCGCACGAGCGUGAAUUGCAUCCCGCACCCGGCCACUCCUCUCUGCGUCGAGCAGUGCCGGAUGAAAUCCAGUAUUGUAGCCUGGAAACCUGCGGUGCUGGAGACAGUUCGGAUACAUGUCGCCGCCGGCUGAGCCCCCGAGUUCUCCAAGCGCCCGACCCGUCCUCACGUCCGGCCAAGGGCCAUUGGUAUGGCCCGGCCAACUAUGACAACAGCGUCGAUAGCUUCUUCCGGGGCGAGAUAGCGAAGCGGGCAGCAGCCAAAACCGACAUUGUCACUGUCUUGGGAGGCGAAGUCACCUCUGAGUACAUCCGCUUUAUGGAUGAACCGAAAUCACUCGCAAUGCUUGGGUUUUGUGGAUGUAUGGGUCUUAUCGUCUUGUCGAGAUCAGCAGUUUGGAUGGCCCAUAUGUACGAGAACCCGGUCCUUGUUAAUGGUCCCGAGGUUUUUCAGAAGAGAGGCAUAGCUGUCCUCAAAAAAGGCAAACGGAGCUCGGAUAUGUACUAUGGGCUGUCGGAUCUGCGUGGCAACGUCUUCGCUCCGGACGAAAAACCGGUCGCAAUUGUGUUCGCCCCUAAGUCGUCAAGCUCUGAUUUCCAGUAUGAGCCUCUCAUGCGAGAUAUAGAUCAGAUGGUCAAAAAAUUAAUCGGUGUAGAUCCCGAAUGGGUUGGGUACAAGCCGAAGCGGACUGAUGAUGUGAAAAGCAAUUUCGACUUCUUUUGCGCUAAUUCCAAAGGCAAGGUGCUUGUGCAGUACCAGCCGUCUAACAAAAGACGGUCCGGCCGUUCCAAGGCCAAAGCCAGGAUAUGGAUCGAAGGAGAUAGUUGGACAUUCAAAAUGUCAUGGUCGCCCCAUCGGAAGCAAAAGCGCUACUAG
Molecule: messenger RNA, 930 nt
Organism: Colletotrichum destructivum
Lineage: Eukaryota; Fungi; Ascomycota; Sordariomycetes; Glomerellales; Glomerellaceae
Exons: 2
Coding region: 1-930 (309 amino acids)
Source: RefSeq, a predicted model, not a curated record